Molecule: messenger RNA, 691 nt
Organism: Drosophila eugracilis
Lineage: Eukaryota; Metazoa; Arthropoda; Insecta; Diptera; Drosophilidae
Exons: 1
Coding region: 164-571 (135 amino acids)
Source: RefSeq, a predicted model, not a curated record
CAUAGUUUCGGGCGUUAGGGUCAGUUUUGGGGCCAACCUCACACUGAGCAGUUCGGAAAACUAUCUAAAUCCAAAAUUUGUCCGUGUGGAUAACUCUGUGUUUUUCCUUGAUUUUUCAGCCGUUUGCCGUUAACCGUUUUCCGUUUCAACCGCCACCACCGCUAUGACUCAGGAGACCGACGACCAACCCUUCAAUCCCUUCUACAUUGGCCCGCAUCCCAGCAAGGCUUGCGCCAUCCCCGAGAUUCCUGGCCGGCAAUGCUCGCCCAACUGUCAGCCGCCAGAGGGGCAGGCGACCACCAAGCCAUCGCCUUACUGCCCUUCAUCUUCAGAUGGACAGGAACCCAUGCCCAGCGGUGCUGCGGGUGGCAUGGUCAUCAUGGGCGUGGCCAAUAUCUAUAGCACCGUAGAGGUACUGGCAGCCGCCGCUCGUCUGGCAGAUCCGAAUGCCGCGGCUGCGGCAGCGGGAACAGGAGGAGCGGCACAGGCAACGCCGGCGCCCAAUAAUACCAUAUGCAAGCCAUAUCCCUGCAUGGAGGGCGCUCGCAACGAUAGUCCCGGCUGUGGUUAGACCGGAGGAAGUCCAUCAAUCAAUCAAUCAUCAUCAACAACAACCAACUGGCCAGCAGCAGCACUUCAAAACCGAGUUAGCCCCAAAAACUUGAAUAUAAAAGCCAAAAAAAAAACCAAA